AUGGGUGACAUAUUAAAGGAUAGUCGUUUUGUUAAAUAUUUAAACGAUCCGAAGUAUCGUCAGAUACCAAAACAUGAACGGAAGGUUAAAAUUGAUAAAAGAUUUCAGUCCAUGUUUAAUGAUGAUAAGUUUAAGGUCAAAUAUACUGUUGACAAACGAGGUAGACCGAUAAAUGAAACAUCAACAGAGAAUUUAAGAAAGUAUUAUGAUUUAGAAGAGUCAGAAAGUGGCUCUGAAAGAGAUUCAUCUUCUGAGAAAGAUGAUGUGAAACAACCAGGACAUUUCGUUAAAAGACCGGUUUCUGACGACGUUAAGAGUGAAAAAGUGGCUCAAGAUUUUAAAAACGAUAAAUUAGUAUGUGGCAGUCUAGACAAUAAAACUAAGAAGCGUCUCCUAGAUUUGGAUAUAGAUUAUGCACGUGGAGAGGGUCUACUUUUAACCGAUAGUUCAAGUGAUGAAGACAGUAGUGGAUCAGAGGAAGAUGAUGAGGUAGAGCACGAGUGGGGAGAAUUGGAUGCUGAUGCUGAUUCUACAGAUGAAGCUACUAAAAGAAUUGCAAUAUGUAACAUGGAUUGGGAUAAUAUUAAAGCAUCAGACCUCAUGGUACUCCUGAGUUCUUUUCUUCCUGCUGGUGGAUUCAUACACAGUAUAACAAUCUAUCCAUCUGAAUAUGGUCUAAAACGUAUGCAGGAGGAAGAAGUUCGAGGUCCCAUUGAGUUGACUGAUGAUAAAAAUAAAGAUGUCAAUCUUUCUGAUGAUGGAGGAAAUGAAGAAGGAUCGUCAUAUCACAUGGAAAAGCUUCGACGCUAUCAAUUGAAUAGGCUUAAAUAUUUUUACGCAGUAGUAGAAUGUGAUUCUGCAGCUACUGCCGAUAAACUUUACACUGAAUGCGAUGGGAUUGAAUACGAAAGCAGUGCAACCAAGCUGGACAUGAGAUUUGUGCCAGAUGACGUCACCUUUGAUCAAGAACCGCGAGAAGAGUGUACUAAACUGCCGGAUCUAUCUAAAUACAGGCCGCGGCUGUUCACCACAACUGCACUGCAACAAGCUAAAGUAGAACUCACAUGGGACACCACUAAUCCUAACCGCGCGGAGACGAUAAAGGGCGCAUUGGAUGGCAAAAUUGAUGACCUAGACUUAAAAGAAUAUCUGGCAUCCAGUAGUGAAGAUGAUAAUCCUGAGGAGGAUAAUGUAGAAUCAAAGGAAGAAAGUGGGACAGAUGACCCCAUACAGAAAUAUAAGAUGCUAUUGGAAGACAUUGAAAGUAAGGAACAGAAGAAACAAAAUAAAGACAUGGAAAUGGAGAUCACUUGGGGGCUUGGAGUAAAGGACAAAGCUGAAAAACUUGUCAAGGCAAAAUUGACAGAAGAUAACAAAAUUUUAACACCUUUUGAAAAGUUACUACAAAAGAGGAAAGAAAAGAAAAAACUACGCAAAAUGAAACAAGAAUCAAAACAAGAAAGCAGUGGCGAAUCAGAAGAUGCAUUUUCUGAUGAUAUUCCAUCUGAUAUUGACAUGAAUGAUCCUUACUUUGCUGAAGAAUUUAAUAAACCAGAAUUUAAAAAUAGGACUAAGAAAAUAAAAAAACUAAAGAAAGAAAAUGAUAACUCUCCUGAUGAACAAAGUAAGGCAGAGUUAGAGCUAUUGCUUGAUGAGGAGGAUGGUAAGAAACACUUUAGUUUGAAGAAAAUUCAAGAUGCAGAAACUACUUCUAAAAAAUCCAAGCGCAAGAAAUUGAAAGAGAAAUUAAAGGAACAAAAGGAAACUAUACCAGACUUUGAAAUAGAUGUAAAUGAUCAAAGAUUUGCUGCUCUUUAUGAAUCACAUCAUUUUAACAUUGAUCCUACUGACCCCAACUUUAAGAAAACUAAAAAUAUGGAAAAACUCAUACAAGAAAAAUUAAAAAGGAGACCAACUGACGACAUACCUGUCGCCACAGAAUCAAAAAAGUCAAGAGAAGAUAUUGAAAUUAAUUUGCUAGUUAAAAAUGUUAAAAGGAAAACUAAAAGUGCUUUAAAAAAUAAAUGA
Molecule: messenger RNA, 2028 nt
Organism: Leptosia nina
Lineage: Eukaryota; Metazoa; Arthropoda; Insecta; Lepidoptera; Pieridae
Source: the annotation of a GenBank genome assembly